This is a messenger RNA of Adineta ricciae, 363 nucleotides long. The record is from the annotation of a GenBank genome assembly. NCBI's taxonomy places the organism in Eukaryota, Metazoa, Rotifera, Eurotatoria, Adinetida, Adinetidae.
AUGAUUUUCCCUCGAUUAAAUCUCGUUUCCUCGUUAUAUCCACACUUUAUGAGUUUUCGACAAGGUCAGAUUCGGGUGUUGAUAACCACGGAUGUAGCAGCACGUGGUUUAGAUAUUCCACAAGUUGAUUUAGUUAUUCUCACAUCACCACCACAGGAUUGGGAAUCGUAUGUUCAUCGAUCGGGUCGAACUGGAAGAGCUGGAAGACAAGGAGUGGCCAUUUGUAUGUUCACUGACGAUCAAAGUAAACAACUGAAACUUGUUCAACAGAAUGCGAAUAUUCAUUUCUCCAACAUAUCUGGUGUACCAUCGAAUGCUCCUGAAGAGCGGCAACGACAAAUAAGAAGACAAAUGAUUAACUAG